This is a messenger RNA of Trichechus manatus latirostris (Florida manatee), 879 nucleotides long. Its product is annotated as 40S ribosomal protein S20-like. Gene Ontology annotation, biological process: translation. NCBI's taxonomy places the organism in Eukaryota, Metazoa, Chordata, Mammalia, Sirenia, Trichechidae. The coding region runs from base 136 to 498 and encodes 120 amino acids. Gene Ontology annotation, cellular component: ribosome; cytosolic small ribosomal subunit. The record is from RefSeq and is a predicted model, not a curated record. Gene Ontology annotation, molecular function: structural constituent of ribosome. The transcript has a single exon.
CAAGAACAAUGGCGAGCUCUUUGAAGAAGACAUGGUCGCCGCUGCAAAGGUGCCUCACUGGCCCAUUCCUGCUCCUGACUCACCACUGUUUGCUCUUGCUGAGGAACAAGUCGGUCAGGAAGCCACACCGCAGCCAUGGCUUUUAAAGACAUGGGAAAGACAUCUGUGGAACCAGAGGUGGCCAUUCACCAGAUUAGAAUUCCUAUAACCAGCAGCAGCAUAAAAUCCCUGGAGAAGGAGUGUGCUGACUUGAUUAGAGGCACAAAGGAGAAGAACCUCAAAGUGAAGGGACCAGUUAGGAUGCCUACCAAGACUUGGAGAAUAACUAUGAGGAAAAGCAGUCCUUGUGGCAAAAGUUCUAAGACCUGCGAUCGUUUCCAGAUGAAAAUCCCCAAGCGACUCAUCCACUUGCACAGUCCUUCCCAGACUGUUAAGCAGAUCACUUCCAUCAGUAUUGAGCCUGGGACAGAGGUUGAAGUCACCAUUACAGAUGCUUAAAUCAACUACUUUAAUAAAUUAUCAGUUGGUUAAAAAAGAAAAGAACGAGGGUGAAAUUAAGACAGUCCCAGACAAAAAUAGAGGGGAAUUCAUUACAACUAAAACUGUUCUAUAAGAAAUGCUAAAGGGAGUUCUUCAGAUGGAAAGGAAAGGACACUAGACAGUAACUCAAAGCCUUACACAGAAAAAACAAUCUCUGGUAAAGAUAAUUUCAUGGGCAAAUGUAAGAGACAGUUUUAUAUUUUUGGUUUAUAACUACAGGUGUUAGGUCCCACUUGAUAUAAAACAAAUGCAUUUAAAAUUACUUUAUGUUGGAGCACUGGUGGCACAGUGGUUAAAAGCCCAGGCUGCUAACCAAAAGGUCAGCAGUUCAAAUCCACC